Molecule: messenger RNA, 312 nt
Organism: Aspergillus fischeri NRRL 181
Lineage: Eukaryota; Fungi; Ascomycota; Eurotiomycetes; Eurotiales; Aspergillaceae
Exons: 3
Coding region: 1-312 (103 amino acids)
Source: RefSeq, a predicted model, not a curated record
AUGAAUCCGAAAGAGAGCCAAAAGCCUUCUACAGAACCGCUCUCUGAGCGCGAAAAGCACCUCCUCAGCAUUUAUGGGAAGUUACCACACAGAGGGCUGCUAGGCCCAGCGUCCAAGCAUCGGACCUACUUCGACUCUGGUGACUAUGCUCUUGCUGCAGCUCAUAAAGUGACGGAUGAGGGGGAUAUCCAAACUGGAACGGCGCAUCCGUUGCGAGAGAGCAUUCCACAUCCCUAUGCUCCCGUCCCUGGCUCUGGUAACGUUGCUGAAGAUGCCAACAAGGACUCGCGUAGGAGUUCAAGUCCUGAAUAG